Messenger RNA from Seriola dumerili (greater amberjack), 1935 nucleotides. RefSeq names its product mitogen-activated protein kinase kinase 7 (gene map2k7). Gene Ontology annotation, biological process: protein phosphorylation. NCBI's taxonomy places the organism in Eukaryota, Metazoa, Chordata, Actinopteri, Carangiformes, Carangidae. The transcript has 12 exons. The coding region runs from base 1 to 1320 and encodes 439 amino acids. The record is from RefSeq and is a predicted model, not a curated record. Gene Ontology annotation, molecular function: protein kinase activity; ATP binding.
AUGUCGUCGCUGGAACAGAGGCUGUCGCGAAUCGAGGAGAAACUAAAGCAGGAAAAUGAAGAAGCUCGCCGGAGAAUCGACCUCAACAUCGACAUGAGUCCGCAGCGAUCACGUCCGAGGCCGAUCAUCGUGAUCCAGCUCAGUCCUGCUCCAGCCCCUUCCCAGCGUGCAGCGCUCCAGCUGCCACUGGCCAACGAUGGAGGCAGCCGUUCAUCGUCUUCAGAGAGUUCGCCUCAGCACCACCCAUACCCCAGCCGCCCGCGACACAUGCUCACCCUGCCCACACCUCCUUACGGCCUACAGAAGAGUCUAGAGAAUGCAGAGAUUGAUCAGAAAUUGCAGGAGAUCAUGAAACAGACGGGUUAUCUGAAGAUCGACGGUCAGCGGUAUCCAGCGGAGGUGACAGACCUUAUCAGUGAGGGGGAGAUCGGCAGCGGGACCUGUGGACAGGUCUUCAAAGUACGAUUCAAGAAGACGGGCCAUGUCAUCGCUGUCAAACAAAUGCGUCGUACAGGAAACAAGGAUGAGAACAAGAGGAUUCUGAUGGACCUGGACGUGGUGCUGAAAAGUCAUGACUGCCCUUACAUCAUCCAGUGCUACGGCGCCAUAGUUACCAACACGGAUGUAUUCAUUGCAAUGGAGCUGAUGGGAACUUGUGCGGAGAAGCUGAAGAAGAGAAUCCAGGGCCCCAUCCCAGAGCGAAUCCUAGGAAAGAUGACAGUGGCAAUAGUGAAAGCGUUGCUGUACCUAAAAGAGAAACACGGUGUCAUCCACCGGGACGUCAAACCCUCCAACAUCCUCCUGGACGCUAAAGGUCAGAUUAAACUGUGUGAUUUCGGCAUCAGUGGACGCCUCGUCGACUCGAAGGCCAAGACUCGCAGUGCCGGCUGUGCUGCCUACAUGGCGCCUGAGAGAAUAGACCCUCCAGAUCCCACCAAACCCGACUAUGACAUCCGAGCAGACGUGUGGAGCCUCGGCAUCUCUCUGGUGGAGCUGGCCACGGGACAGUUUCCCUACAAGAACUGCAAGACAGACUUUGAGGUUCUGACCAAAGUGCUGCAGGAAGAUCCUCCUCUGCUGCCUCUCAGCAUGGGCUUCUCCCUCGACUUCCAGUCCUUCGUCAAAGACUGCCUCACAAAGGAUCACAGAAAAAGGCCAAAAUACCACGUGCUGCUGGAGCAUAGUUUCAUCCGACGUUACGAGGUGCUGGAGGUGGACGUGGCCGGUUGGUUUCAGGCGGUGAUGGAUCGCACCGAGUCGCCUCGCAGCAGCCAGUGUUACAGCCAUCAGCACCAGCUCCACUCGCUCUUCAGUAGGUAGCCUAGCCCUCCUGGCCUUAGCUUAGCCACACGCUAGUCUAGCCUAGCUUUAGCUUUGCCAAGCCCAGACUCAGUCUGUCCUAGUCUAGCCCAGCGUCAGCAGCUAAGCCCUAGCGUUAGACCCAGCCCACCUGUCCAUCUGUCCACCGGAGAACCUGAAGAGGAAGAGGGAGAGACGGAGACUCGAUGGAGGACUCUGGAUCGACAGAUGGAGUGAUGGCCGGGAGAGAUGGACUGAUGGAUGGAUAGACGAUACAGGUGGUUCUCCUUAUGAUUGCGUCGAAUCUGGACAGGCAGACAUGGGGAGGAGGGAGCAGAAAAGAGUUCACACUGUAGUUUCGUUUACACUCUGUUACUUCUCGUUAAACUAUCAUAUGACGUCACAUCACAGUGUGUCUAACAGCCACACACAAAAACCGUGUGUGUGUCUUUUAUGUGUGUCUACAUUUCCUCCACUUUUCAUUAGUUUUUCACCUACAUGUCUGUCUCCAGCAUUGAUCCUAACCAUUGGAUUAGUCAACAGAGUAGUCACUACACACUGGAACAAAGCAUCUGCUACAUUAGCAAUCAUGAAUCGCUCUUGUACAUAAACGUUAUGGAGGACACAGCAAUGUCC